CGACUUCUUCGUUGGUGCUGCCGGGUGUUGUAUCGUCCUUCUGUCCUGAGUCACAACCAUGGGCAGUGUUUUGGCUGCCAGUUCCCCAAGCCCUCCAGUGCCACCUCCAGGUGGCACCCCUGGCGGGGCAGGUCUUGUGUCUGUGCCCGCGGGCUUCACCAUGCCCCCUGUGUCACCGGUUUCGCCCACUGCGGCGCCCACAGACCAGGCCGCGGACGGCGAAUCACCGCUGCCCAAUCCUGGCGCCUUUGAGGAAUGUCACCGCAAGUGCAAAGAGGUCUUUCCUAUGCAGAUGGAAGGAGUAAGGCUCACGGUUAACAAGGGUCUCAGCAAUUAUUUUCAGGUGAACCACACCGUCAUGCUGAGCACCAUGGGCGAUUCCAGUUACCGUUUCGGUGCCACCUACGUGGGCACCAAACAGAUGGGGCCUGCCGAGUCCUUCCCAGUAAUGGUGGGUGACAUGGACAACAGUGGGAGUCUAAAUGCACAGGUUAUCCAUCAGGUCACAGAGGGAAUACGCUCUAAAUUGGCCUUCCAGACCCAGCAGCAGAAGUUUGUGAACUGGCAGGGGGACGCAGAGGUCCGUGGCAAGGACUACACGGCUGCUGUGACGUUUGGGAACCCAGAUGUGCUGGUGGGAUCUGGUAUUGUUGUGGCGCACUACCUGCAGUCCAUCACUCCAUCUCUGGCUCUGGGGGGGGAGCUGGUGUACCACAAGCGGCCUGGGGAGGAGGGCACGGUCAUGUCUCUCGCCGGACGAUACACAGGCGACAACUUUAUUGCCACUUUGACACUGGGGGGCGCUGGAGCGCACGCUUCCUAUUAUCACAAGGCUAAUGAACAGCUCCAACUGGGCGUAGAGUUUGAGGCCAGCACCCGAAUGCAAGACACCAGUGCGACCUUCGGCUAUCAGCUGGACAUGCCAAAAGCAAACCUGCUCUUCAAGGGCUCGGUGGACAGUAACUGGGUGGUGGGGGCCACGCUGGAGAAGAAGCUGCUGCCUCUGCCGCUGUCCCUGGCCCUCGGCGCCUUCCUCAACCACCGCAAGAACAAGUUCCAGUGCGGCUUCGGCAUCACCAUCGGCUAGAGCCAGACACCGUGCCCACCUCAAGGACUCUCGGGCACGCGGGUGCCCAUCUGACUGACUGACAAACACAGAAACAAACAUACAAACAAAAGCAAACAAAACAGAAAAAAGUAGACGGGACUGACUCCACCACAACCACAACCACAUUUCGACUGGUAGCAAACCUAUCUCUCUAUUUCUCUCUCUGUCUCUCUUUCUCUCUCUUCUCUCUCUCUCUCUCUCUCUCUCUCUCUCUCUCUGACAAUGCUCAUUGCCCCCUUCCCCGGAGACCCUGCCCACCGUGAUGUUCAUCUCCAAACUGCUGUGCAACGCUCUGUUAUUGCAACAUCUUUAUUCCUCCCUCUACCUCUUAAAGGAACCCGGAAGACGUGACGGAGCCUCCUUUUCGCAUUCUCGUUCUCGCGCAUUGCUUCUGGGGACUUUACAUUCAGUGAAAUGAGAGUAAUGUUGCCUGCACUCUGUGUCAAGCACCUGACAAUGUGUCAAGCACCUGACGUUUGUCUCCAGCUGUCCCUUGUCGUGUGUGGAUGAGCAAAGCUGUGAUCAGAGGGUCUGGUUGAGCAGGAGCAGGGAUUGGGUCAGUCAGUUCUGAGGCUAGGGAUUUUUGCAGGGUGGUGCUCAAUUACAUAGGCAACACCUGGAAAUCUCAGAGAGAUACACUUACGUACGAAUACACACUGGAUGCUAUCCGGUUACAUCAUUUUUAAUAUAACCAUUUUGUUAUGUUGUCUAGUUCAUCAAUUUUUUUUUUUUUUAUUCCUGUUUUUUUUUCUUUGUAUUGUUCGAUCUGUAAUGAGCAUCAGGGCUCGGUAAUGUUCUACUAGUAGUUUGUUGGGUCAGGCUGUGAUAAUGUACGAUUUUGUUUUUUUUUCUUUUUUCAACUUUAUUAUUUUUACUUAUUUUUUUUCUUCAUCAUGGCAAAUAUAUAUGACAUUAUACAUAAAUAUGUAUAAAUAUAAAUAUAUAUUACCUGUACAUAUCUGCUGGGGAACAAAGAUAAAUGCAGUUUCUUAUCAA
Messenger RNA from Sardina pilchardus (European sardine), 2104 nucleotides. It is a transcript of the gene tomm40l, whose product is annotated as translocase of outer mitochondrial membrane 40 homolog, like. The transcript is spliced from 10 exons. Gene Ontology annotation, biological process: protein import into mitochondrial matrix. NCBI's taxonomy places the organism in Eukaryota, Metazoa, Chordata, Actinopteri, Clupeiformes, Clupeidae. The coding region runs from base 59 to 1087 and encodes 342 amino acids. Gene Ontology annotation, cellular component: mitochondrial outer membrane; mitochondrial outer membrane translocase complex. The record is from RefSeq and is a predicted model, not a curated record. Gene Ontology annotation, molecular function: transmembrane protein transporter activity.